Messenger RNA from Lampris incognitus (smalleye Pacific opah), 1515 nucleotides. It is a transcript of the gene hoxc4a, whose product is annotated as homeobox C4a. Gene Ontology annotation, molecular function: DNA-binding transcription factor activity, RNA polymerase II-specific; RNA polymerase II cis-regulatory region sequence-specific DNA binding. NCBI's taxonomy places the organism in Eukaryota, Metazoa, Chordata, Actinopteri, Lampriformes, Lampridae. Gene Ontology annotation, cellular component: nucleus. Gene Ontology annotation, biological process: embryonic skeletal system morphogenesis; anterior/posterior pattern specification; regulation of transcription by RNA polymerase II. The record is from RefSeq and is a predicted model, not a curated record. Bases 7 to 825 code for a protein of 272 amino acids. The transcript has 2 exons.
AAAUUAAUGAUCAUGAGCUCGUAUUUGAUGGAGUCUAACUACAUUGAUCCGAAAUUUCCUCCAUGCGAGGAAUAUUCGCAAAAUAGCUACAUCCCAGAGCACAGUCCAGAAUAUUACAGCCGCGGAAGGGACCCUGGCUACCAGCAUCACCACCAGGAGUUAUAUCCUCCGCGGGCGAGCUACCAGGAGCGCCAGUAUAACUGUGCAAGCAUCCCUGAACCUGACACGCCAAGGGGACAUGGACUACCCCAUUCUGCGCACCUGCUCACAGGGAAAGGGCAGCCCGCCUCAUGUGAAACCCCACAGUUAUCUAUGUCCCCAGCCACCCCACCGGCUGCGACCUCCGCCUGCAACCAAGCUACUCCGGAGCAUCCAAACAGCACAGCCUCCUCCAAGCAGCCCGUGGUGUACCCAUGGAUGAAGAAAAUUCACGUCAGCACUGUGAACUCGGGUUACAAUGGAGCGGAACCCAAGCGCUCCAGGACAGCGUACACGCGGCAGCAGGUCUUAGAACUGGAGAAGGAGUUCCACUAUAACCGCUAUUUAACUCGGCGGAGGCGCAUCGAGAUCGCCCACACCCUGGUUCUCUCCGAGCGACAGAUUAAAAUCUGGUUUCAAAACCGCAGGAUGAAAUGGAAAAAGGACCACAGGCUGCCGAACACCAAAGUGAGGUCCUCCUCCUCCUCCUCUUCCUCCUCCUCCUCCACCGGGUCCAACACAGGCGCAGCAGCCGGCGCUGUUGCCGCUGCGUCGGCCACCAACACCGGGGCCACCCCCGACGAACUAGCCGGAGCACAGCAUGGCGAGGAUAUUACCAGGUUAUAAAAGCCCCACGUCAAGACCGCGGGGGGACGGAGGAGAGAGAGAGAGAGAACUGGUUAUUUAUAGAACAAUUAUAUAUUUUGUUUUCGUAGGUACUAUCUUGUGCGGUUUCCUUUAAGUCCACCGUUAUAUAAAAUGCAUGUUAUAUAGCAUGGAUUACUGCGAACACCGAUGCAUUAUUUUUUACCGUGACACAGGGUUUUAAUUUAUUUGAAGCGAAAGUAAAAUGUUUUUUUUAUUGAAAAAAAAUGUUUUGAGUGAAGGAGGAGGAGGAGGAAGAAGAAGAAAAAACAUAAUGUAGAAAUGUACAUUUUAUCGAAAUGUUAUCGUGGGCCAUUGUUUUUGCCCCUGCUGCCCGAGGUGAAAUGCACAAUCUAUUUAUUUCAAGCAACACUGGAAGGAUAUCGUUAUUAUGACAAGUUAUUUUUGGUAAAAAAAAAAAAAGAAGAAGAAAGAAAAAAAGCUGGAACACACCGUUUGGUCUUGAACUUGUAUGUUUAGGAUGAAAACACAAUGUGUGAAUUAUACCUCGUGUACUUCACAGACCAGGAUUUUUUUUGUUUUUUUGUUGUUGUUGUUUGCGGUUCAGUUUCGUGGUGUUGAUGUUGUGUUUAGACCGUUAAAAGCAGAUUAUUGUGAAAUGCAAUAAACGGAGUUUAGUGUACUUGUGAUAAUCAUAUUGGUCAAUAAAAC